AUGGCGGUCGAGAUACCUUUAAAUCCUCUCCUCUCCAUACAGAAAUCCUCGGACAGCGGCCUCCAGGUAGCACUCCAUCCGCUGGUACUGCUCACCAUUUCCGACUACAUUACGAGACAUACGCUACGACAGCAGACAGGCCCGAUCGUGGGGGCACUUUUGGGGCAACAAAAUGGUCGGGAAAUUACAAUUGAGCAUGCCUUUGACUGUCUGCUCGUGGAAGUUGAAGGAGAGAUUAUCCUUAACCAAGCAUGGUUUGAGGAACGACUCCAGCAAAUGAAGGAUGUGCAUAAAGUCCCUGCUCUUGAUCUCGUUGGCUGGUAUACUAUUCUGCCGACCUCUGGUCCCCAAUCAGUUCAUCUCCCACUACACCGUCAGAUAUUACACUCAUACAACGAGUCUGCCAUUCUCCUAGGCUUCCACCCAACUGCCGUCCUUGAACGUCAGGCUGGUGGCAAGCUUCCUCUCACCAUUUACGAAAGCAACUAUGAGGCUGAAGAGGCGGCGACAGAUGCUGGAGAAGAUAAAGAGAUGAAAGAUGACGAGCCACAACUCGGCCUGAAAUUCAGAGAGCUACCAUACAGCGUGGAGACUGGCGAAGCCGAAAUGAUCAGUGUUGAUUUCGUAGCGCGAGGGGGAGGAAAUGCAACUGCUGUCGAUGGAACGUCAAAGAAGGCAACAUCACAAGCAUCAACCACUGUAGAUGUCAAUGGAAAGGGCAAGACCCGAGCUUCUAAGAAGUCGGAUUCGGAAGGCGCCGAAACUGCUGCGGAAGCUGCGAAGCAAAACAUUCUUACACGCGAAGACGAAGAGCUGAUUGCUUCUCUGACGGCCAAGGCGAACGCGAUCAAGAUGUUGCAGUCACGGAUUAACCUAAUUGCGGUCUAUCUGCAGAACCUCCCCCCAUCCUUCGUCUCCGAUGCUGUUCCGGAAAGUGUCGAAUCAGACAACAAGGAAUCUACCCCCGUCAACCACCCAAUUCUACGGUCCAUUCAAGCCCUACUUACUCGAUUGAGCCUACUGGUUCCUGCAGACAGUGCGAGGUUCGAACACGAACUCCUGUCAGAACAGAACGAUGUCAAUCUAGUCUCACUCCUAAGCACAAUCACCAAUAGUAUUAAGGUGGUUAGGGAGACAGGGAAGAAGUCCUUAGUCGUGGAAACACAGAAGAACAUGAAAAACAAAAGUGUAGACAGAUCAAUGUGGGAUCCUUCAGGCAACGGAGUCAUGGGUGUUGGUGACCUGCUCGGGUAA
Molecule: messenger RNA, 1254 nt
Organism: Lachnellula hyalina
Lineage: Eukaryota; Fungi; Ascomycota; Leotiomycetes; Helotiales; Lachnaceae
Gene: csn-6
Product: COP9 signalosome complex subunit
Exons: 2
Coding region: 1-1254 (417 amino acids)
Biological process (GO): protein deneddylation
Cellular component (GO): COP9 signalosome
Molecular function (GO): protein binding; metallopeptidase activity
Source: RefSeq, a predicted model, not a curated record